CUUCUUCUUCUUCCUCCUCUUCUCUCCUCUUCUCUCUCUAAUCUAACCAAACCAGGAGAAGUUAUAGAGGAAGAUCUGAUGUACUUGCUGGUGGAUCUCAACUACACCAAAGAUCAUGAUGGCCCUUGAACAAACAGAAAAUAUGGAAAGGAACUGUGAGGCUUCCUUAAAAUGCCUCCACAGUAAGGGAUUCCCUUACAACCUCCAAUGUAAUGGAAAUCCCAUUGAAGGAUUUCCAGAGCAUAAAGAUGAACCUAGUAAUCAUCCAAGUGGGGAUAAUUCUGAGUCAGACCGUCCAUUGGUCAGUGAAUUUCUGGAACCCCCAACUGAAUGUCACAACAAACCUACCUACCAUCAUGAUUUUGGCUACUGGUCACCCUUUCAUUUUGAUUCUCAAAAGUUGCAACAGUGCCAGAUGAAUGCCUUUGAGAGCCAAUUUUAUCAGUUCCAAGUUGACAAUCGAUUUCAGUAUGUUCCAUUCAAUGUGUUAGCUCAAAGCUACCCUAAUGAGCCUCAGUUCCAAGAUUUUCAGUAUUUUGUGGUUAUCGACUUUGAGGCUACAUGUGAUAAGGAGAGAAACCCUCAUCCUCAAGAGAUAAUUGAGUUUCCAUCUGUGAUAGUGAGUAGUGUGACUGGCCAACUGGAAGCAUGUUUUCAGACUUAUGUGCGGCCAACCUGCAACAAUCUUCUAAGUGACUUCUGCAAGGAUCUGACAGGCAUACAGCAAAUUCAGGUGGACAGAGGAGUUACUCUUAGUGAGGCCCUUCUUAGGCAUGAUAAAUGGCUCGAGAAAAAGGGGAUAAAGAACACCAACUUUGCUGUUGUUACAUGGUCAAACUGGGACUGUCGGGUCAUGUUAGAAUCCGAGUGUCGAUUCAAGAAAAUUCGUAAACCUCCUUAUUUUAACCGAUGGAUCAACUUAAAGGUACCUUUCCAUGAGGUUUUUGGCGGCAUGAGGUGCAACCUGAAGGAGGCAGUUCAAAUGGCAGGCUUAGCAUGGCAGGGAAGAGCUCACUGUGGCCUGGAUGAUGCCAAAAACACAGCUCGCCUACUUUCUGUCCUUAUGCGUAGGGGUUUCAAAUUUGCCAUAACAAACUCAUUGUUGUGGCAGACUGCUGAUCGCCCUUUAACAAUGAAGCUGUCACCAGAACAACUGUCACCACCUCAUCACCCUCUUAAACUGAAGGAUAUGAGUAUUCCCGUAUGCCAGUAUCCUCACCCAUUCUGUUUCUGUGGGGUGAAGAGCAGCAAAGGAAUGGUUCGGAAGCCAGGGCCAAAGCAAGGGAGCUUCUUCUUUGGCUGUGGGAACUGGACAGCCACUAGAGGUGCCCGCUGCCAUUACUUUGAAUGGGCAUCUGCGUAAAUCAAGAUCAUCUUAUCCUAAGCAUCUUGUGAAAUUCUUCUGUAAAAAAGAAAAAGGAGAAAAAGCCAAAAAAAAAGAAAGAAAAAAAGAGAGGAUGGAAGUAGAGGGGUUGUCUCCUAGUGGAAGCAAAUAUUUUUUAGCUGCUUGAGGAGGUUUCUGUUUCUUAAAGGAUUUAGAUAUAAAUAGUUGGCUCAAUGCUAAAAUGUGUGCCAAAUAUUUUACUCUAAAGGGAUCUUCAACCUGUAAAGCUUACUUGACUUGAGGUUGUCAGAAGAACAAUUUGGGUGUGAGAGAAUUGGGUAGUUAGGGUUGGGAUGGUGCUUAUUCUGCAUAUUGCCCUUCGGGCAUGCUAAGCUAUCUUAAAUAAAUUAUGAAAUAGGGACGCCUGGUUUUCGUAAUGAAAUUUCUAAUGGGGAAUUAGUGGA
Argentina anserina (silverweed cinquefoil) is the source of this 1788-nucleotide messenger RNA. RefSeq lists its product as uncharacterized. NCBI's taxonomy places the organism in Eukaryota, Viridiplantae, Streptophyta, Magnoliopsida, Rosales, Rosaceae. The transcript has 5 exons. Gene Ontology annotation, molecular function: 3'-5'-RNA exonuclease activity; zinc ion binding; nucleic acid binding. The record is from RefSeq and is a predicted model, not a curated record. Bases 116 to 1363 code for a protein of 415 amino acids.